Molecule: messenger RNA, 507 nt
Organism: Meloidogyne enterolobii
Lineage: Eukaryota; Metazoa; Nematoda; Chromadorea; Rhabditida; Meloidogynidae
Source: the annotation of a GenBank genome assembly
AUGGAUAAAAAUUUGUUGAAUGUAACUGGUGGACAGCCUGGAUCUAGUAAAGAGUCAAACAUUGUCAAAUUAGAAAAAGGACGAUUAAAGGUGCCUUUAAAGCCUGGAAGAGGACUUUUGGAUUGGAUAAGGUUUAGAAAUUUUAUUUUUUUAUUUUCUGUGUUUUUAAGGCUUUCCAAUGCGGGUCGUAUGACGUCACACCCAUUAAUUGCGUCUGUCGAUCAUAUUGAGCUUUCGAAACACUGUUCAGAGCAUGAUUGCUGGAUUCUUCUGUUCGACACGGUCUACGAUGUGACUAGAUAUUUGGAAUUUCAUCCUGGAGGAAUUCCACAGUUGAUGAGAGCCGCUGGAUCUGAUGCAACAGAAUUAUUUAAUGAGCUUCACAGAUGGGUUAAUUACAAGUCCAUGUUGAAAAACUGUGUAAUUGGACCUUUUGUUGGACAAAGAGAAAAACGUAAGAUUCGACUAAUUAUAUUCAUCGAAAAUUUUUUAAGUAAAACCACCUAG